Messenger RNA from Funneliformis mosseae, 169 nucleotides. The record is from the annotation of a GenBank genome assembly. NCBI's taxonomy places the organism in Eukaryota, Fungi, Glomeromycota, Glomeromycetes, Glomerales, Glomeraceae.
GCGUGGAUGUCAGAUCCAGGCAUGUGUCACAAUAAGUGAAAUGAUUAUAGUUGCAUUUAGCAAAGCAAAUGGUGGAAUACGUCUUUUGGCAGGAUUUUUAAUAAAUAGUUUCGAUUAUUAUAGUUUCAAUGGUACCGUCGAAACAAAAGGUUUUGCUUCGCAACCUUAG